AUCGCCCGUUGCCCUUCUUCCCCUCCUCCAUAACCCCCGUUCUUAGACCCUGAAGGAUGGAUUUGAACAAAGACACCGACAUGCAGGUGACGUCUGAUCUCGAGGAAGUCGAAAACAGCUCCGGCCAUGGUGAGAAGACACUUGUUGUGCAGUCCCAAAAGGCCUCUGGUGGAUCACAACCGCAUAUUCAUUCCCUCGAGCGAUACAUCAACUUAUCCUCCAUCUUCAAUUUUGGGUUCAUUCUCCUAGCUUCAUGGGAGUCUUUUGCCGUUACCUUUCAAUUCGCUUUGUAUAAUGGCGGCCCAGCCGCUAUGUUCUAUGGCUCAAUCUUGGCUAGCAUUGGGGUAGUGGCUGUGGGGUCCUCGUUGGCCGAGUUAGCUUCGAUCGAUCCGACUGUUGGGGCCCAAUAUCGCUGGACAGCUAACCUCGCGCCGCGUGGUAAGCGUUUCUGGGGAUUGUUGCAAGGAUGGAUUACCGUUUCGGCAUGGUGCUUUGCUUGCAGCGGGCCACCAAGUAUUCUCGCAAAUAUGAUUACAUCUCUUGCAAUCUUCAACAAUGAGUCGUAUGUGCCGGAGCGCUGGCAUACAAGCCUGAUCAUGAUCGCAACCAUUAUCGUACCCUUUGUUUUCAACCUGUGGUUCCGCAAGCUCCUCGAUGCUUUUGAAAUCAUUGGUGGUGUACUACACAUUGUUCUCUUCCUCGUUAUGGUCAUCGUGUUGAUCGUCUUCGGACCGCGGAGUAGUCCAGAAUUUGUGUUCAAGACUCUUACUUGGGACCAAACUGGUUGGAACAAUGCGGGUGUAUCGUGGGGUCUGGGACUGCUCACCCUGACCUUUUCUGUAUCCGGAUUUGACAGUGUUCUUCAUAUGAGCGACGAAGUUAAGAAAGUGCAUACGAGAGUACCACGAAGCAUCAUUCUAGCAUGUGUCUUCAAUUCUCUCAUGAUGUUCAUCUUCGUAACCGUUCUCCUCUUCUAUAUCGGCCCUCUCGAUCCCCUUUAUUCUUCCCCCCUUCCUUUACUCCAAGUCCUUUACGGUGCCACCGGCUCCAAGGCUGCCACUAACACCCUAGUAAGCCUGAUCUGCGUGAUCAUGUUUUUUGCGCUUUUCAAUAUCUUCGCAUCGGUAUCGCGUUUGGUAUGGGUGUUUGCUCGCGACAAGGGCCUUCCGUUCCAUAACUUCUUCUCCUACGUCCACCCAACCCUCAAACUUCCCGUCAAUGCGCUCCUCCUAGUCGGCAGCAUCGUAACUCUCCUCUCCUUAAUCUACAUUGCCUCCGCCGCAGCCUUCAACGCACUCAUUGCCCUCCAAGCCCUUGCCAUCUAUAUCUCCUAUUUCUUCCCCAUCUUCUUCAUACUUCUCCGCCGUCUCCGCGGUCCGCCACCCCCCUACGGCCCCUUUAAGCUUGGAAAGUGGGGAAUCCCGGCGAAUGUCUUUGGCCUUUGUUAUGUCAUUUUCGUGGUUAUUUGGAUGCCACUUCCGCAGGUUUUGCCGGUUACGAAGGAUAACAUGAAUUAUGCGGGACCCAUUUUUGGAGUUGUGGUGGCAUUGGCGUUGGCGGAUUGGUUUAUUAGUGGGAGGACGAGGUUUCAGAUGCCAGUCACGAGGUAUGAAUAAUGCGUGUGUGGAGGGGGGAAUAUGGUGGGCAAAGAGGCAAUGGAAACAUCGGGGUAAAUGUUGGAAGGAUGAUGCCGUACGAAAUGACAUAGAAAGUGGCCAGAUUAAGCGCUGGUGAGACCUAUAGACGGUCGAGCACGACGGGGGUGAUGUGUAGAUACAUAGAGCCCAUUUAGCAC
Messenger RNA from Lindgomyces ingoldianus, 1795 nucleotides. RefSeq names its product amino acid transporter. The coding region runs from base 57 to 1616 and encodes 519 amino acids. Gene Ontology annotation, molecular function: transmembrane transporter activity. NCBI's taxonomy places the organism in Eukaryota, Fungi, Ascomycota, Dothideomycetes, Pleosporales, Lindgomycetaceae. The record is from RefSeq and is a predicted model, not a curated record. Gene Ontology annotation, cellular component: membrane. Gene Ontology annotation, biological process: transmembrane transport. The transcript is spliced from 7 exons.